Mercurialis annua (annual mercury) is the source of this 960-nucleotide messenger RNA. RefSeq names its product kinase-interacting family protein. The coding region runs from base 128 to 844 and encodes 238 amino acids. Gene Ontology annotation, molecular function: actin binding. NCBI's taxonomy places the organism in Eukaryota, Viridiplantae, Streptophyta, Magnoliopsida, Malpighiales, Euphorbiaceae. The transcript has a single exon. The record is from RefSeq and is a predicted model, not a curated record.
UUGGCUCCAUUUCAUUCAACUUCUUGAUAUCAGUCUACAUUCAAAUUUUGAUAAAUCCCCAAAUGGAUAGCUCUGCAAAUUAUCACAAGUAACCAGAACUUAUUUUUUUUCUUUCUGUGUCUUAGCAAUGGCAAGAGAGAUUGAAGAGAGAAUGAAAAUGCUUCUCCAAGCAGAAGAAGAAAUGGGAGACACAUUCGCAGAGAGAGCAGAAUGGUUCUUCAAGAAACGCCCACAGCUGCUCGAACUCGUCGGGGACUUAUACAACGGCUACACAUCUUUGCAGGACCGCUGCAACACCCCGAGUCGCCACUCGGAGAUCGUAGCGCAUCUCGUCCUCAAGAACGUAGAGGAAGAAGUAAUGAAGCACGAAGUCUCCGAAAUGUCGCGGAAAAUAGAGUUACUAAAGAAGCUCCUAGAAGUAUUAGAAUGCGAAAGAUUACUCGUGCUGAACGAGAAUUCAAGACUUUUUCGACAGAACGAAGAGCUCGGAUCAGAGGCCAUGUUCUUCAAAAACAAAGCCUCCCGGCUCGCGGGCUGCGUGCUGCAGAUGAGGGAGGUUCAUGAGGCUCAGGUUUACGCGUUGGAGAAGAUGAACAAGGAGCUUUACCAGCAGCUGAUCAUGAUGAAAAACAAAUCAGACACGUCGUCAUCUUCUUCGACAUGCUCAAGAAGAAGAAGUAAUUUGAAAAAUGUGGGGUUGAUGGGCUGUUUUCAACUGGAGAUUGUUAAGAAAAAUGAUUAUACUCCGAACAGAAUUACUCCGAAUUGGUGGGCGAAGAUGAAGAAGACCAUUACACCAACUUAUUCAUUUUCUUCUGCUUCAUCGUUGCAUUCUACUAAUUAACAUUAUUCUGCUUUUAGGUGUUGUCUUCUAUGUUUUAUUGCGAAAAUCUAAAUAUCAGACAGAGAUUGUUAUAAUUAAUUAAGUGCUGUGUGUUGAAUGUUAUUGUUUUAACGUAA